This is a messenger RNA of Schizophyllum commune H4-8, 2046 nucleotides long. RefSeq names its product actin-like ATPase domain-containing protein. Gene Ontology annotation, molecular function: D-xylulokinase activity. The transcript has 3 exons. NCBI's taxonomy places the organism in Eukaryota, Fungi, Basidiomycota, Agaricomycetes, Agaricales, Schizophyllaceae. The coding region runs from base 42 to 1694 and encodes 550 amino acids. Gene Ontology annotation, cellular component: cytosol. The record is from RefSeq and is a predicted model, not a curated record. Gene Ontology annotation, biological process: xylulose metabolic process.
CCUCCCUCCCCCAACGCUUCACAUCACUCUAUAGACUUAUCAUGGCCGGAUACCCCGAAAACCCGCUGUUCUUCGGGCUGGACCUGUCGACGCAGCAGCUCAAGGGCGUCCUGAUCUCCCAGGAUGCCUGCGUCGUGCACGAAUCAUGCGUCCACUUUGAAUCCGACCUUGCCCACUACGGCACCGUAAAGGGUGCCAUACCGGGGCCAAACGGCGAGGCUACUUCCCCCGUCGCGAUGUGGCUCGAGGCGUACGAUCUCCUCUUGACCCGCAUGCGCGCCGCCGGCGUCGACUUUGGCUCCAUCGUCGCCAUCUCUGGGUCUGGUCAGCAACACGGCUCCGUGUACUGGUCUGCCGACGGCGAAAAGCUGCUCAGCACGCUCGACGCCGCCAAGCCGCUGACCCAGCUCGCUCCCGGCGCUUUCGCAUGGCAGCGGGCUCCCAUCUGGCAGGACUCCUCGACGACUCGCGAAUGCCGCGAGCUCGAGGAAGCCGCCGGUGGUGCUCAACAGCUCGCUGACUUGACGGGUAGCCGCGGAUACGAGCGCUUUACUGGCCCUCAGAUCAAGAAGCUUCGCCGCGUAGACCCCGCUACCUACGCCGCCAGUGCCCGCAUCUCUCUUGUCUCCUCGUUCAUGCACUCGGUGUUCUUGGGCCACAUCGGCCCCAUCGAGAUCUCGGACGCGAGCGGCAUGAACCUCAUGAACGUCCUCACCUGCAAGUGGGAGGACAAGCUGCUCGAAGCUGCCGGCGGUCCCGAGCUCCGCGCGAAGCUCGGCCCCGAGCCCGUCCCAGGCGGUACGACCCUCGGCAAGAUUGACCGCUACUGGGUCGAGCGCUGGGGAUUCAACCCCGAGUGCAUCAUCGCGCCCACCACGGGCGACAACCCCGCGACCGUCAUCGGCCUCUCCGCCCCCGGUGACGCCAUCCUCUCCCUCGGCACCUCGACGACGUUCCUGCUCUCCAUCCCGCCGUCGGAUACGCCGCCCAAGCGCUUCACGACCUCGCACAUCCUCACGCACCCCACCACGCUCGACUCGCACAUCGCGAUGUUAUGCUACAAGAACGGCGGGCUCGCGCGCGAGCAGGUGCGCGAUCGCGCGGCGGAGGCGGACUGGGCGAAGUACAACCAGCUUGUCGAGGCGCGGCCCGCGGGCAAUAACGGCGAUUUCGGCUUCUACUUCCCCCUCCCCGAGAUCAUCCCGCCCAACGUGCUCGGCGAGUUCUUCUACCACCUUGCGCCGGGCGCGUCGCACCCGGAGCCCGUAGAGUCGAUCGCACGCGAGGCCGCACCCCGCGCCGUCGUCGAGUCCCAGUUCCUCUCCAUCCUUUCCCGCAUCGCCGCCAUCCUUCCCGCGAACGCGCCACCCCUCCAGCGCCUCGUCAUCUCCGGCGGCUCGUCCGCGAACCCGGUCAUCCGGCAGCUCGCUGCCGACGUGUUCGGGAUGAAGGUGUACGUGUCGUCGACGAAGGAGGCUGCAGCCCUCGGCGCGUCUCUGCUCGCCAAGUACGCGUGGUGGAAGGGCCUCAACGAGGGCGAGGGCACGUUCGAGGAGAUGAGCGGUGGUGAGGUGCCGGGCAUGAAGUGCGUCGCGGAGCCGAACCAGGAGACGCACAAGGUGUACACGAACCUUGUGGAUGCCUACCGCUGGUGCGAGGCCGACGUCGUGCGCAAGGGCACGAUCCCGGCAUGAACGAUACGGUCUACGCUGUUUGCUUUGCUUCAUCCAUCUCACCUUCUUCCUUCCUUUCACACAUAGAUGCGCAUCUGCUAUUACUACUUAUCAUCUGGGUUCGCUAAUGGACGACUAACACAUCACCACACUACCACCACAUUGUAUCCCUGCUGCUAUCCUUUGUACUCCUCGCAUCCCCCUUCGCAUCCUUGCUUCACUACCCUCCGCAUCUACGCUUUACAUCCUAGUACUUACCCCGGGCCUAUUGGCUAUGGUGAACCCCUGUACUAAUCCUUGCUACUCGGUACUGACAGUACCUACUGACCCCGGGCCUCACGGCUUUGGUGACAAUGAAAUGUUUAUAACUGCA